Molecule: messenger RNA, 1756 nt
Organism: Rhipicephalus microplus (southern cattle tick)
Lineage: Eukaryota; Metazoa; Arthropoda; Arachnida; Ixodida; Ixodidae
Biological process (GO): proteolysis
Molecular function (GO): serine-type endopeptidase activity
Source: RefSeq, a predicted model, not a curated record
GUGUUGUCAGAGCGAGGCCGCCGGGCACUACGCACCAUCCGCGGCGCACCAAGCGGACGGGAAAAGUGGACGCCCGCGUGGCAGACCCAGACCUCAUCAAGGCCAUCGCACCGGCGGUCAGCCUCGUGGUGGGAGGCCAGGCGGAUUACAACACCUGGCCCUGGAUGGCGGCCAUACUAAUGGGCAGCGAGCUCAAGUUUCUUUGUGGUGGAUUUCUCAUCAACGAUCGAUACGUUUUGUCAGCGGCGCAUUGCUUCGAAAGGCACAGACCAACGCAGAAGUACGGCGUUCGCCUGGGACAGAUUCGCGUGGACGAAGGCCGCGUGUACACCGUGGAGAGGUUCGUGCAGCACGAAGACUACGCGCGCCGAGAGUACUACAACGACAUCGCGCUGUUGCGUCUCACCGAGUCCGUCCCGCUGGCGCUCAUCAAGCCCGUCUGCCUGCCCGGCCCGGACCUCGCACGCUCUGACCUGGUCGGCAAGGAGGCCACCGUCCUCGGAUGGGGAGACACCAUGUUCGGUGGUCCACGCAGCGACAUCCUGCAGGAGGUAAACGGCCUGCCUGUGGUUCCGGUGAAGCAGUGCAACGAGUCCUACUCCAAACUACGGGGCAACCCAUUCCGCAGAGGCAUCACGUCCGAAUUCAUCUGCGCCGGCCUCCCUCAGGGUGGAAAGGACGCCUGCCAGGGUGACUCCGGCGGACCACUCAUGCUGGACCACGAAGGACGCUGGACGGCGGUGGGGAUCGUGUCUUUCGGCUAUCGCUGCGGGGUGGCCGGCUACCCCGGCGUGUACACACGUGUGUCGAGGCACCUACAGUGGAUAGACAACAAUAUAUACAUGGACUCCAUCGGCUACAACACCAUUGUGUAAGCCCCGAGAGCCGAGGCUACUCAUCACAGUGUACUGAGAGUGCGCCUUGACGCGCUUUCGGCGCGGACUGUUCUCGGUGCCUCCAAGGCGCUUCCUUCAAGAUGACCAUGUAAGAGUGGACGAUCGCGUCGAUGAAAGUCAAAUCCAUCGACUGACGCGAUUGUCUGCUUCAGAGCCCGGAAUACGACAUUUUUUCCGGCGCGAGCGAGAGACUGUGGCUCGACCCGCCAAUCUGUGCUGAUACUUGUUGCACAGAGAAAACAAAGAGCUUAGUUGAGGAGUAUGUACGACAUAGCAAGAGAAGAAUGUGUAAGCAGGUGUUUACCAUAAGUAUUUACGCUCCUGUAAGACGGACUGUCAUUAGCGAAGCAAAGAGGAAUUCAUUGUUGCUUUGGUACAAAGGAAAUAUUGACUGCAGGUGCCCCCUCACCUUAACAUCGUGCCGCUAGUGAUCACGUUUCAAUCACUGCCUAUGAUUUAAACACGAGUCGUGUUCAUCACCCAGCGACGGGCGCCUCAUUUGAAAUGUUCGGAAACCACCACCAGACACUGCCGUCCAGAACAAGCGUAUGGCUGUGCCAUCCUUGUGCGAACGAGUGCGUGAACGAGUGAGCUCUGAGACGAGUGAAAGCUUGAACAAGGACUAGAAUAACUGUAAUUAAUUGUAAUUUCCGUGCUGUUUUAUUGUUUCGUUUCUUUUUCUGUCAUUUUUAAACUGUUGUGCAUUGUGUCUAAGGGCUUUACUUACGCACAACAAAUAGAUGGCGAUAAACCGCGGUGCUGGACCUCACGGGAUAUCGCAAAGUGUCCUUAUUAUUAUUCGGUGUUUGUUUGCACUGUAGCCUGAACGAAAAUAAAAUAGGAAAAUGCUUUGACGACAA